AUGGAUCUCAAAGUAGAAGUUAAACAGUUAGAAGCGGGGCAGAUAGAAGCGGGGCAGAUAGAAGCGGGGCAGAUAGAAGCGGGGCAGAUAGAAGCGGGGCAGAUAGAAUCGGGCCAGAUAGAAGCUGCUCAGUUAGAAGCUGCUCAGAUAGAAGCUGAUGAAAAUCAGGACUAUUACUCCGAUUUAAAAAAAAUAUGUGAAUUAAAAGAGCUUUCUCAGUUAGGAGAAAAUAAAAAAAAAGUUGUAAAAUGUUUUAAUGAUUUGUAUUGUACAAAAGGUGAUAAUUUAACAAAUUCGUUAAGUGAAAUAUAUUCAAUAGAUGUUAAUUCAGACACUAUUUUAUAUAUCUUACAAAAGUAUCUACAUAUGCAUGGGUUAUGUAUACCAUGUUAUAAAUUUACAAAUAAUGAUCAUUCAUGUGAAUAUAAUAUUAGAUGUAAAUGGUGUCACCAUCAUACACAUCUUAAUAUAAAUUCAGUAUUAUAUCCAAAUAAAAUAUUGCAUGCAAAAAAUAAAUGUAAUGUAUGCACACAUUUUCUUAAAGGGCGAUUAUGUUUAUCAAAAAAUGAAUGUAAAUUUUGCCACUCUUUUGAUCAUUUACCAAUUUAUUUAAAAACAAAAUAUUAUAAUAUAUUAAAUAAUUUGUAUAAAAAAAAAAUGAAUACUAACAUUAUAAAUAAACACAUUUUAAAAAAAAUGAAAAAAAGUAUUAUUAAAGAAAAUACGUACCAUUCUACAUUUUAUGUUAUAGAUAAAGAUUUAAUGAAUAUAUUUGGUGAGCAUGAAAAAGAUGGCAAAAAUGGUGGAGAAAGAGAUGGCAAAAAUGGUGGAGAAAGAGAUGGCAAAAAUGGUGGAGAAAGAGAUGGCAAAAAUGGUGGAGAAAGAGAUGGCAAAAAUGGUGGAGAAAGAGAUGGCAAAAAUGGUGGAGAAAGAGAUGGCAAAAAUGGUGGAGAAAGAGAUGGCAAAAAUGGUGGAGAAAGAGAUGGCAAAAAUGGUGGAGAAAGAGAUGGCAAAAAUGGUGACGAUGUCAGACUCACUAAUAGUAUUCCACAAAAUAAUAUUAUAUAUGAUCAAAAUAAUAAAAAAAAAAAAAUCACAAUACAUCAUACAUGUAAUGAAUGUAGCCAAAAUAAAAAACCAUGCUUAGAUUAUUUCCUUUCCUUAAAAGAUUGUCAAGAUAGUUGCAAUAAAUGUCAUGAUGAUAUACAUAAAAAUAAAUUCUCAAAUUUAUAUUUUUUAACAUAUAUGCAUAAUAAUAAAAUUUGUAAUGUUUGUCCAUUUAUUAAUGAAGAAAGAUGUAAUUGUGAUCAAACAACAACUUAUUGUCAUGAUACUGAUCAUAUAUUAUUUGAUAUAAAAUUUAAAAAUUCUUUUAAUGUUUCUUCACAAUAUUUACAAUCACAAUUUUUAUAUAAAAAAGAAAAACAACUCAUGGAAACAGCUAACGAAGAGGAUGAGGGAGAGGACGGAUAUGUCUCAAAUCCAAACGAUGCAUCUCUUAUCGAAUCUGCUAAUGCAUCUAAUAUAGAUGCACAUGAUGAUAAUAACACCUUGGAAAAAGAAGAACCCAAAACAUGA
Messenger RNA from Plasmodium yoelii, 1578 nucleotides. Its product is annotated as centrosomal protein CEP120, putative. The transcript has a single exon. The coding region runs from base 1 to 1578 and encodes 525 amino acids. The record is from RefSeq and is a predicted model, not a curated record. Gene Ontology annotation, molecular function: metal ion binding. Lineage: Eukaryota; Apicomplexa; Aconoidasida; Haemosporida; Plasmodiidae.